AUGGUCGCCAUGUCGGAAGCCUACCUUCGCCAGGCGCAGAAGGCGAUCGACCAGGGACGGCAGAGCUCGGAGAGGCUGGAGAUCUCCCACGGGCGCCUGGAGCUCAUAUCGGUGGAGCUUGACAAGCAGGCCCAGCUCACGGGCCAGCUGCGAUUGCGAAUCAAUGGCAUGCAACGAACGCUGCAGUCGUACAAAUCUCGAAGCAACGAGGUGAACGAAGCGCUGCAGGCGAUCUUUGAUACGCUCAAGACGCGCAGUCUCGAAGAGGGUCUUCUCACGAGCCAACAUUCCAACCUCUACGAUUUUGUGGAUAGCCAAAGUGUACAAAAGCUGCAGCGGCAAGCCGUGCAGGAAAUUCGAGAGAUGGAGAAAUUGCAUAGGAAUGUAAAUACGAUCAUGCAAAGUGUAGAUACCGCUUUCAAAGGACUCAAGGCUGCUGCUGACGCCGCCGAGAUUCGAGUCGAUUUCCGCUUGUCGUACCCCACAGAAAAGACAUCGCUUCAGUUGAACGAAGCCAACGCCAUGUCCGCCAUUUCGCUUUCCAUCGCCUCGCACUGCGAUCAGCUCCGCCACUUGCUCCAGAGUCGAGCGGGCCCCAAGCCCCGAUAUGUUGACCUGACCGGCAUCCGCAAGCGGGCGGAGCAGCUCCCGAGUUCGCUCUCCCUGGCCUACAAUCGGCUUCAACGCAUCCAAGAAUCGACCAAGCAAAUCGAAGACAGAUGCCAGAAGUACGCCACAACGUUCCAGCGGGCGACGCAGGUCUUUGCGCAAUUCGAACAGUUUGGCGUCGACGUUCAGGAAAAACGAGAGAACUUUUUCGAAUUCUACGGCCGCUACCUGCCCCAGAGCCUGUGCCCGUCGGUCAUGGAAAACGCGCCGCGCUAUGAGAUCUAUCCGCUCCACUUCACCACGGCUCUGCCCCUGCUGGGCGGCAGGAGGCGGAGUGAGGACGAGCAGGCCGACGACGAGGGCGCCGCCGCUGGCGACGUCGAUGGGUCGGACCACCACGACCCCGGGCCGGAGAGGUCGCCAACGUCCGGAGAGAAGCAGGAGGCCAAACACGCCCGGGGCGUGGCCAAUUAG
Molecule: messenger RNA, 1083 nt
Organism: Acanthamoeba castellanii str. Neff
Lineage: Eukaryota; Discosea; Longamoebia; Acanthamoebidae
Exons: 10
Coding region: 1-1083 (360 amino acids)
Biological process (GO): autophagosome assembly; autophagy of mitochondrion; autophagy of peroxisome
Cellular component (GO): phagophore assembly site; Atg1/ULK1 kinase complex
Molecular function (GO): molecular adaptor activity; protein kinase activator activity
Source: RefSeq, a predicted model, not a curated record